GACUAAACAGCAGACAUUCACAGCUCUGUAAAUUCAGCCGCAGUAAAACUCGACUUCCAUGAUGUCAGAGCUGGUGACACACUGGCUGAGCAUGCUGGGAGUCCUACAUUUAGAGUUUAGUGUAACACGCAGCAUCCAUUUAAACAGCACGUCGUGACCCCUUUAAUCCUGCCAAAGAGCAUGCUGGGAGUGUGGGUUGGACCUAUAAGAGAUCAGCAGAUGCAGUAAUGGAAAAACAAGGACCGCCACAUGUGGAAGAGAACGUUUUGAUUCGAAGCAUCGAGGAAGAAUACAGAAAAGCAUUUCUUUUCAUUAACAAAGGUUUGAACACAGAUGAAGCGGGUUACAAAGAGCAAGCUCGCAACUAUUACAUGCAAGGACAGGAACACUUGCUGAGAGGAUUAAGUGUUUCCUUACAGGGGCCUGAAUGCGUAGGUGCUGCCUGGGACUCUGCCAGACAAAUGCAAGUCAAAAUGCAUGAGACCCUGCAGAAUGUAAAUACUCGACUGAGUAUCCUGCAACAAGGCAUUCCUUCUGCUCCAGUGAAUCCAUUUGUUCCGGUGAAUCCCUUCGCUCCAGUGAAUCCACCAGCCCAACCAUCCAAUGUGUAUCCAUCCUUGCCACCAAAAGAAAGGCCUUCCAGACCAUCUGCUCCAAAUCUGAAUGUUUUUCCUGGGGAGCAAUGUCCUGCAAGUAAUGGUGCUUGCGUUGUACCUAGCAGUGAACUGGUUCCUGCAACGAAUCCCUUUACCGGAGGAGCAGCCGCUCCCCCAGCUUAUACUCCCCAGGCUACGGAUGGCCAUUACACCGUCUCCUAUGGGACAGAGGCUGGAGAGCUUUCUACAGUGGGAGAUGACUUUUACUCCCUUGCUCCUCAGCCCCCACCAGUACAAAGCCUUGGGGUGGACGCAGAGGAAAUGAUCCUCAUUCCACGAGGGGUGCAGAUAUUUUUUGUGAACCCUGAUGGCUUGGUCAGUGCUCCUUCAUAUCCAGGCUAUCUCCGCAUUAUAAAAUUUAUGGACACCAGUAGUGAAGCAGCCCAGGGCCGUCCACCUGCUUUCCUUCAGGUCUGUGAUUGGCUGUAUCCACUUAUGUGCAACCAAUCACCUGUGCUACGAUCAAACAGCGGAGUGUACAUGUUUCCUGAUCUGAUGUCUCAGGUCACAGGAUCCUAUGUGGGAGUCGUAUUGUCGGCUGAGCUACCUGUAGCUGACCAGGAGCUUUUUGAGGACCUAAUGAAGCAGAUGUCAGAUUUAAGGAUACAGCCUUCAGAAGCAUCAGAUGAAGUCAUUGAUUUGAGCCAAGUCGUACGUGUCGUUGUUCCUGCACCGAAAGAGAAGGAGGCUCCAGAAUGGAGUGCAAGAGUUGCCCAAGGAAUCCUCUCAGGUGCCUCCUGGCUCAAUUGGGGUUUUGUGAAAGGUGCAGAAUUAACAGAAAAGGCCAUUCACAAAGGUGCAACGAAACUAAGAUCCCACAUCCAGCCUGACGAACAGCCACUAGAGGUUAAUCCAACUGUCGCCAAAGGACUUAAUGUGGCCAAACAAGCCACAGGUGGAGCAGUUAAAGUCAGCCAGUUCCUAGUGGAUGGUGUUUGUGCCAUUGCCAGCUGUGUUGGAAAAGAGCUGGCUCCACAUGUGAAAAAACAUGGCAGCAAGCUUCUCCCAGAGUCUCUGAAGAAAGACAAGGAUGGAAAGUCCCCGCUGGAUGGAGCUAUGGUUGUCGCAGCCAGUGGAUUACAAGGAUUCGCAACAGUGUGGCAAGGUCUGGAGUAUGCUGGCAAGAAUGUUGCAAAAAGUGUUGCAACAGAGACUGUUCAUACUGUAAAGUACAAGUUUGGCAAAGACGCUGGCCACGCCACAGACAAUGCUAUGAAUUCUGCCAUCAAUGUUGGAGUAACAGCAUUUAAUAUUGAUCAUCUUGGAAUCAAAGCAAUUGUGAAGAAAACUGCGAAGGAAACCAGUCACGUAAUCCUCAACGAGUACAAAAUAAUUGAGAAGGAAGACAAAAAAGAGGGGCCACCACACUGAUCCUUCUAAUCAUUUAACCUUGCCUUAAUGUGUGAAUUGACUUACUCUGUGUGGACAUUCAGGCGAUAAGUUUUGGUUCCCCUCUUGACAAGCUUUUGCUUCUAGCACAGUCAAAGCCUUUACUGUUAUAGCCGAUGGUGUGGAGCUUUACAUUGGUAUCUGGUUUGAACUCUAGAUAGAGCUGGUGUGUCAUUCCAGUCUGCACAUGCGUGCGCACACAAACACACAAAAAAUAAUUUAAUUUAGUUCUCAGGAUGUUUUCUUAAGCAGUACAGAUUUAGGAAUGGAGCGUCUAUAGCUGUGUGUCCUAAAGACUGACCGUGAACCUGUGCCUUUUAGAAUUGCCUAAAGUAUAGAGCAGGGGUGCCAGAAAGGAAGAUGCCCAGAUGUUUUAAAACUACAACUCCCAUGAUGCUUUGAGUGGCAAAGCAUCAUGGAAGCUGUCGUUUUCAAACAUCUGGGGAUCUACCUUUUGGACACACCUGGUAUAGAGUAAAAGGUCAGUUUUUUUUUUUCUUUUUACAAGUAUUUCUUAAAUCUCACCAUAUUUAUUGCAAAACAUCUAAUGAAACCUAAAAUAACACACUGAGCAUUGAACACCAUUCUAUCUUAAAACAAACUAAGUUUGUAGAUAACGGUUGCUAAUUUUAAAAUGACCAUGGUGUUUUAUUAACAUCUUAAAUUUAUACACUACAGUUUGCUAAAACGACUUGCUGUACGGUCAGCAAAGAUGGUUUACUGUACCUGCCUCCUCACUGCAUCUCUACACGUGCUGGUAUCUUAUAAUUGGUUAGCCGCCACUGGCUCCCUAUAGCCUGUGCAGUACUAUGCAUAUUGUUCUCAUUAGUUGUUUAACAUGGCGCAAACAUUUUUUUUAGAGACUUAGCUCCAGAUAAUAAUUGUAACACACAUUGUAAAAAAAAACCUUAUAUAAUAUUUUAUGAAAAAUAAUUAUAUUGUAUGUUUUAAACCAGAAAAUAUGUAUUACUUAUUACAAACAAAAGUAAUCGGAACAUAUUUAUGAAAAGUUAAAAUAUUUUUUAAAACUUUUUCCAGGCAAAGAUCCCUUAAUUCAGUUUCACUGACAUUCUAGUCAUUACAUCUACAAUGGAUUUUAUAGAAUAAUCAUUCUAUAAUUAUAAGGUUAAGGGUAGGUACAAGGUGAAUAAUAAAAAAAGAUAUUCCCCUCAUUUAAAGUGUAGCUUAUUGGAGUAUAUUUAAUAAGCGGUGUGGUUUGGAUUGACGUGAUUAACUGUUCUGAAGUAUGCAAUUACUGAUGACCCCAAAUCUAUAGCUUAUCUGACAGCUUUAUGUAUUAUAUUUUUUAUUUAUUUUUAAAGGUUGAACAGGAGAACUGAAAUCCAAUAAAGCAUUCCUUUUUCAAAGUUUA
Molecule: messenger RNA, 3417 nt
Organism: Pelobates fuscus (common spadefoot toad)
Lineage: Eukaryota; Metazoa; Chordata; Amphibia; Anura; Pelobatidae
Gene: SPART
Product: spartin
Exons: 8
Coding region: 228-2027 (599 amino acids)
Biological process (GO): negative regulation of BMP signaling pathway; cell division
Cellular component (GO): plasma membrane
Source: RefSeq, a predicted model, not a curated record